GGCAUCAAAAAAUAAUGAUAACAGUAACAAAACCCAUUCGUCGUCUAAAGUAUUUCACUUUUGUAAAAGUAUCUCUAGAGUUAUAUAGCGAAUGGGGCCAUGUCCCAGACAAAUCCGAAACCAAGUGAUACGCAAUCACUGCGCUGUUUGCACUGCAUGAAGGUGAUCCGUUGCUCCCGCUACGACACCAGUGAACUGGUGCGACACAUCCAACAGGAUCAUCCGGAGAUAUACGCAGUGACCACGGAUAAAAUCAAGAAUCUGCACAAGCUGGCCGCGGAUCACGGCAUCAGUGAGGAGCGGCUCUCGAAGAUUAGCAAGAUGACGGGUCUGUCCGAGUCCCAGAUGGCCGAAAAGGCAGAGAAAUAUAUGGCCAAAAAGAAGAAUUAUGGUCGCAGUGGUGGAUCUGUCGCCGGUGACCCUGCUGCCGUCAGUGAAGCCGCCUCCUACAAAACCGAGAAGCCCAGCUCCCCAUGUCCAUGUUCACGUCCAUUGGAGAACUCGACGUCGCAUCGGAGGAAAUGCUAUCGCGCCUCCAUCGAACGCUGGGCACCGGCGGAGGGGCGCAUCUUUUGUCCGUGCUGCGCGACCAGCAGGCGGCCGCUUAUCAAGGCUGCCACUGAGAUCUCGAACAACGGCUGCUGUGCCGCCUGGGUGGUCUCCUGCUGGCCUCUGUGCUUCCUGCCCUGCCUCAUGUCCGCGGACAACAAUGAGUACCUGUACUGCGCCAAUUGCCGCGCCUUUCUGGGCAUCUACAAUCGCGAGAAAAGCUGUGUGCAGCCCAGCAAGGAGUUUGUGUCCUGCAGCAAGUCGGUCACGGCCCCGCUCAAGUGUCCAACUGAAAACCUGUGAAAGGACUUUGAGUGGGCGUAGUACUUAUUAAAUUGGUUGUGUAUACAUCUGGCUAUGUUUUUUUUUUUUAAUAAAAAACAAGUUGUUCGAU
Molecule: messenger RNA, 943 nt
Organism: Drosophila melanogaster (fruit fly)
Lineage: Eukaryota; Metazoa; Arthropoda; Insecta; Diptera; Drosophilidae
Exons: 2
Coding region: 100-852 (250 amino acids)
Molecular function (GO): DNA binding
Source: RefSeq, marked reviewed